Messenger RNA from Mycena indigotica, 2631 nucleotides. Its product is annotated as Beta-glucosidase. Lineage: Eukaryota; Fungi; Basidiomycota; Agaricomycetes; Agaricales; Mycenaceae. The transcript has 13 exons. The record is from RefSeq and is a predicted model, not a curated record. Gene Ontology annotation, molecular function: beta-glucosidase activity. Gene Ontology annotation, biological process: glucan catabolic process. The coding region runs from base 1 to 2631 and encodes 876 amino acids.
AUGCCCGAGCUCAGCUCCCACUUCUCUUCCCUCUUCCACAUGCCGUCGAUUUGGCUCUUCGCCCUCGCUUUGGCUGCUCCAGGGCUUGCAGAUGUUGUAACGGGAAUACCCGACGCAGCUCCAGCGGGAUUCGAAGAAUGGGUCUCUCCCAUCGUCAUUCCUGCACCAGCUACCCAAGGAAAUGGCGAUUGGGCCACUGCAGUCGCCAGAGCUAGGAAACUUGUUGCUGGGUUGACACUCGAGGAAAAGGUUAAUGUGACCACCGGAAUCGAUACUCAAGGACGUUGUGUCGGUAAUACUGGCACCAUUCCUCGCUUAGGCUGGCCAGGCAUAUGUUUGAACGAUAGCCCAUUGGGAGUAAGAUUCGCGGACUUGGUAUCUGGCUUCCCUACACCAAUAAACGCUGCGGCCACAUGGGAUGUUGACCUUAUUGGAGCACGGGGAAGGGCUAUGGGUGAAGAGCAUAGAGGAAAGGGUGUGAAUGUCGCACUUGGACCGAUGACAAACAUGGGUCGUGUUGCGGCUGGUGGGCGUAAUUGGGAAGGUUUUGGAGCUGACCCGUUCCUUUCCGGCGUUGCCACCGCUGCCACCAUCUCGGGGAUGCAGGACGAAGGUGUGAUCGCGACCGUCAAGCACUUCAUUGGUAAUGAGCAAGAACACUUCCGUGGCGGGUCCCUAGCCAAGCAACUCUCCUCUUCGAAUAUCGAUGACCGAACCAUGCACGAAAUUUAUGCUUGGCCCUUCGCUGAAGCGGUUAAGGCUGGAGUAGGUGCGGUAAUGUGUUCAUACAACGCGACGCAAGCCUGUCAAAACUCCAAAUUGAUCAAUGGCAUUCUCAAAGAAGAAUUGGGCUUUCAAGGAUUCAUAAUGUCUGACUGGGCAGCUAUGAUCAAUGGCAUACAACCUGCUCUUGCCGGUCUUGACAUGAAUAUGCCAGGCUUCACUGCUUACGGUGUUGGGAAUCAGAAUGAGCAGGAUCCAUCCAAGGCAGACAAUUCAUUCUGGGGCGCGGCGCUCGUUGAGAUGGUCAACAAUGGGUCGGUUCCACAAGCUCGUGUUGAUGAUAUGGUCACUCGAAUUUUCGCAGCCUACUAUCGGCUAGGUCAAGACAAGAACUAUCCCUCAGUUAAUUUUGCUCAACUUACGCAACAAACCUACCUCAACGGCCAGUUGGUCAAUGAGCAUAUCAAGUAUCUGAGCUUGUUUGCUCUUGUUCGCGCUGACCUCGAGCUUAGCGUUCAAGGUCACCACUAUAAAGUUAUUCGGGAGAUUGGUGCAGCUAGUGCGAUCCUGUUGAAAAAUACGAACAACGCUUUGCCGUUGAGCGUCAAGAAUUUCAAGCGAAUCGGUAUAUUUGGUUCCGAUGCAGGAGUUAACCCAGACGGUCCCAAUGGAUGCGAUUCCCACGGAUGCGACCAAGGUACUCUCGCCAUGGGAUGGGGUUCAGGAACUGCCAACUUUCCAUACCUCAGUGACCCGCUCUCAGCCAUCACCCAACACGUACAGUCCAUAAACCCUACUGUUGCGAUUGAUGCUAUUACCAACGACUUCAAUCUGAACCAAGUUGCCAAAGUCGGUUCUCUGGACGACACCUGUCUCGUGUUUGUCAACGCGGACUCGGGGGAAGGAUAUAUCACCGUCGACGGCAACGCUGGGGACAGAAAAAACCUAACGUUAUGGCAUUCUGGCGAGAAUCUCAUCUUACAGACUGCUUCUGUUUGUUCCAACACCAUCGUUGUUCAGCAUAUCGUUGGGCCCGUUCUCGUUGAAUCAUGGUUCAACCAUCCCAAUGUUACUGCCGUGAUCAAUGCCGGUCUGCCUGGUCAAGAGAGUGGUCGUGCCAUUGUCGAUGUGCUUUUCUCAGACAGUCCACAAGCGACAAAUCCAAGUGGCCGUCUGCCAUACACCGUUGCGAAGCAACAAAGUGAUUACCCAGCCCAGGUUCUUUACGCCUCCUCGGACAAGUCACCGCAGAUCACGUACUCGGAAGGUCUUAACCUCGAUUAUCGCUGGUUUGACGCCAACAAUAUCGAGCCGAGGUUCGAAUUUGGAUUCGGGCUCAGCUACACGUCCUUCAAAUAUAGCAACCUGAAAGUCUCUUUGAACCAUGCAAAACGGGCGACCUCCAUGUAUGUGUCUGUGUCUGCCAACGUGACUGCAGGUGUCUCAUCCGUUGCUUCAUCGACACCGAGCGCCGUAAGCUCAUCUGUCUCUGUAUCAAUAACGAGCUCCGCAUCAACAUCAUCAUUUUCUGCCGUGCCUUCAUCAGCGUCGUCUAACGCAACUUCGACCUCGACCGCCCCUGGAGUUAUCUCAUCGCCUGUUGCAUCCAUCGGCGGAGCGGCAACUCUAUACGACCAGAACACGGGCUCGCUGGGAGGCAAUGAAGUGUCACAGCUAUACCUUACUUUCCCCGCUGGGUAUCAAGAACCACCCAAGGUUCUUCGAGGCUUCGCGCGGACAAUGGUGAAUAAAGGGCAAAGCAAGACUGUGACGAUACAGCUACGCUCCAAGGACGUGAGCGUAUGGGACGUUGUUCAGCAGAAAUGGGUUCAGGGAACGGGUCAAUUCAAGCUGCUUAUUGGGGCAUCGUCGCGCGACAUCAGACUCACGGGCAGCUUUACCCUGUGA